CUUUUUUUUUUACUAAAAAAAAACACAUUAAUGAGGUAAAGAAAAUGUACUCACCGAGCAAGAAAUCCUCCUGUUGACGGUCUUAUAAUGAUGACGUCAUCCAUGAUGGACGCUUAGCUCUCCGGAACAUAAACACCAACGUGUCCACACCGAUAGACAACAUGGGCAAAAACAAGCAAAGGGUAAAAAAAACGACAAAUGUCUUCCAAGUGGCCAGCAUGCACAUGAAGGCCAAAAACAAAGCAAAACCUGUGAGGACGACGCUCAAACAUAUCAACGCAGUGAAGAACGAGAAGGUGGAAAACCUCAAUCAGAUCUUCUCUGAGGUCCAGAGGGAUGUGAUCAGUGUUUCCAAAAGUGUGGCUCCGGAACCAAAGAAACAAACGCCGAUUGCCAAAGAGCCGCCAAAGGAAUGUGUGAACGUUGACAACGCUGCUCAGCUCUUCUCUCAGCUAUGAUACUCUAUUAUACUGUAGCUACCGGAUAGCUAAGUGAAAGGUUUUGGUUUCUUUUGCAACCCUACAGAUGACUAAGUAGAACAAUAAAUCAUGUAAAACUUGUACAUUUCCUAUUAUUUAUUGUCAUGCUACUAUAAGGAAACGCAAUUAAGCUUAUUUUUAACCAACUUCAUCAUUCCAAUAACAUUUUCUCAGAGUGUAUUGAACUCUAAAGCGAUGGAAAAGCUGACAUUUGUAAUGUAAAUAAAGCAAGUAUACUGUC
This is a messenger RNA of Doryrhamphus excisus (bluestripe pipefish), 720 nucleotides long. RefSeq names its product ribosomal biogenesis factor (gene rbis). The record is from RefSeq and is a predicted model, not a curated record. Gene Ontology annotation, biological process: ribosome biogenesis. NCBI's taxonomy places the organism in Eukaryota, Metazoa, Chordata, Actinopteri, Syngnathiformes, Syngnathidae. Gene Ontology annotation, cellular component: nucleolus.